AUGAUUCAUAUGUUCUACCAGAAGGCAUGCAAGCAGCUCGCAAGAACAGUCAAGUCACAAGAGAUAAUUCAGCAGAAUAUCUGCCCUGACCUGAGGGAUUACAUGCCACCGAAACAAACAUCUGACAGGCUUAUCCAAGCGUACCUUCGUACUUUCGAGUCUGUCUACCGCAUCGUACAUGUGCCAUCAUUUCUACCUAGCCCGGCGUUUAUUAUCAUGACUUUACUAAUGCUAGCGAUUGGGAACUCGUUUUGCCAAUCUGGAGACCCAGAUAAAGACUAUGUUCCGCGCUCUACAUCAUCACAGUGGAUAUAUACGGCACAAACGUGGCUCAGCUCGCCGUUUGAGAAAUCCCGUCUCAAUAUCGCUAGCCUCCAAACACAAUGCCUCCUCCUUUUGGCCCGCCAGACAAAUGGCAUUAGCAGUGACCUUGUCUGGAUCUCAGCUGGCGCUCUGCUUCGAACAGCUAUGCACAUGGGCUUCCAUAUUGACCCUCGUCAUAUUAGGGGCAUUUCUUUCUUCGAUGCACAGCUUCGACGGAGGAUAUGGCAUACAAUCCUUGAGAUCGUUGUCCAGUCUAGUAUGGAUGCUGGAGGCCUUCCUCUAAUUCAUUGUGAUGACUACGACUGUGAGCCUCCUCUUAACAUUGACGACGCCCAGAUGGAAGAUUUCAUUCAGGCAAAGCCCCUCGAGGACUUUACCAAUACAUCCCUGCAAAUACUUUUACAGCGAUCACUGUCUGUUCGUCUACAAGUUGCACAGUUUUUGAACGACUUCCGCCGUGGCGCAUCCUACGACGAAGCUUUGCAGCUUAGCAAAAGCCUUACGAAUAUAUACCGUGAAAGCUCGGCCCUAUUUGACGCUUUUAAAACUAGUGGAAAAGCUCCCACCGUCUUCCAGUCAAACCUCUACGACUUGAUGACGCAGCGCUUCCUGCUUGCUCUUCAUGACCCCUUUGCUAUAAAGGCAAAAGCUGACCCGACAUUAUAUUACUCACAUAAAGCGGCCCUCGGAAUAUCCAUACGUAUCCUAGCACCAUUUAGCACGUCGAUACCGGAAGAUCUUGACUAUACCGCGUUGCUGCUCACGGGCUCUCCAUCAUUUCGGGACGUUCCUACCCAAGCAGCUGCUAUCGUUGCAGAUGACAUCAUUGGCCGAAUUACGGAGGAGCAAACUAAUACUUCCGUAUCAGCUCCCCAGACGUCAUAUCCUUUGCCGCACGAAGAUUCCAGGCGUGUUGUCGAAAGGUUUGUCUCAUGUGCAUUGGCACGGGUUGAAUCUGGCGAAACGAACAUCAAAGGUUAUCUAGUGUCUGCAUGCUUUCUGGCCAAGAUUGAGGCUAUGGAGUGUGGUCGACCAAUCGAUGAAGCGUUGAGUAGGACUAUCUUGUCAGUUCUUCAAAGGUGUUCAAAAAUCUUGGAAGACAGGGUUGAAAGAUUGGGCCUUUCACAACCAGGAACAGGACUGAAUACAGCAACUAAUGAGGAAUCAAGCCUGACUGAAUUUGAUAACCAGUUCAACUGGUCUCACAGUGAUGAUAAUAUUGCCGUACACUUGAUCUCCACCAAUAACCGCGGAUUCGGUAAUUCUUUGACACCAAUUGUCGUCCUUGCUGGCGCAUCCUCGCGAUUGGGCCACACUUUGUUCCAUUCUUCAUUCAUACCUUGA
Aspergillus pseudotamarii is the source of this 1668-nucleotide messenger RNA. RefSeq names its product fungal specific transcription factor domain-containing protein. Gene Ontology annotation, cellular component: nucleus. The coding region runs from base 1 to 1668 and encodes 555 amino acids. The record is from RefSeq and is a predicted model, not a curated record. The transcript is spliced from 4 exons. Gene Ontology annotation, molecular function: DNA-binding transcription activator activity, RNA polymerase II-specific; zinc ion binding; RNA polymerase II cis-regulatory region sequence-specific DNA binding. NCBI's taxonomy places the organism in Eukaryota, Fungi, Ascomycota, Eurotiomycetes, Eurotiales, Aspergillaceae. Gene Ontology annotation, biological process: DNA-templated transcription; regulation of transcription by RNA polymerase II.